This is a messenger RNA of Naegleria lovaniensis, 588 nucleotides long. RefSeq lists its product as uncharacterized. The record is from RefSeq and is a predicted model, not a curated record. Lineage: Eukaryota; Heterolobosea; Eutetramitea; Acrasida; Naegleriidae. The transcript has a single exon. Bases 1 to 588 code for a protein of 195 amino acids.
AUGUCUAUUACAAUACACAACAACACCCAAUAUUACAUUCAUGUGGUGUUGUCACAGGUUGGUCCACUCUACGAUGCAGUGAUACCUCCUGGCCAAGAAUACACAUUCCAAACAGGAAGGGUUUACUUUACCAUCUCCGCCACAAAGUACGAUCAUGAGGAACAGUGCAACCGCAUUUCUACCGCUGAUAUUGCGUUACCGAUCGUUGGGUUGUCAACGCUUGUGGGAGUAGUUGCAACGAGUUUGGCUGGAUUAGGUGUUGGUAUCUAUGUAGGUAUUAGUACUGGCGCUCUGGCUGCUUGUGUUGAAGCUGGGACUAUCUCUGUUUGUUCAUGCUGUGCUGCUGCUGGUGUUGGUGCUGCUGGUACAGGUACUGGUACUGCUGCUAGUGCUGUUGGGGUGGUUGAAAAAAGUGUUGAGGCAGGCAAAAUGAUGCUUGUUAAAGAUGUAGCAGGGUUUGUUAAAAAGUUGUUACCAAUGGGCUAUAGUGGAGAAGUUAAUCAGAGAAAUGUAUUAGCCAGAAAUAAGGGGGUCCAUUGGCAUGUCGAUUUGAUGAAUGGCGUUUUGAGUCUUAGAAAAGGAGACUGA